UGAAAUCCUCGGCUUGAUUGCUGAGAAUUACCUCCAGACUACACCACCACAGUCUAGCGAAGAGCACAAUCAUUUUAUAACAUACUUGAGAGAAAUGAGGGUGCUCCUUACUGGUGUCUCUAUAGGAAGUUUGUUGAUAACUGUGAAGUGUGAUUCUCUUGAAAGCUUGGAGAGAUUGUGGGAAGAACACUCCUGCGGCCAUUUGGAUAAGAUGGUUCAAGAUUGUUUUGUUACUGAAAAGGUCUUCAAGGAACUGCACCUGGUAGAGCUUAAGCUGAAGACCACAAUGGACAUAGAGGAGUACAAUGCAUGCAAAGUGUACUUUGAAAGAGAUGCACUCAGAGCUCUAAAAAGCUCCUCUGGUAGACAGUUUUCUCAUUCAUCUCUGGAAUCUGGACAGCCUCCUCUUUCUUCAGCCAUUGGAACUCAAGGCAAAGCUCUUCAAGUGAGAAGUCACACUUCGGGUUAG
Messenger RNA from Stylophora pistillata, 469 nucleotides. RefSeq lists its product as uncharacterized. The record is from RefSeq and is a predicted model, not a curated record. NCBI's taxonomy places the organism in Eukaryota, Metazoa, Cnidaria, Anthozoa, Scleractinia, Pocilloporidae. Gene Ontology annotation, molecular function: protein binding.